GAAGUUGCCUAACCGCUGCCUACACGCCUGUACCAUCGACGAACAUCGAAAUCCGCAACAUAAAAACACACCCAACGACCAUGUAUUUCCAAUAACCACAACCCAGCACCUGCCAACCCUUCCUCACGCACACUAAAGAAGAAAAUGAGCUUCACAAACACGCCCCUCUACGGCGGCGCAAUCACCGUCGACCUCCCCUCCGGCUUUGCCGAUACCUCGCAAAUCCGACAAGUCCCCGACCACCAAGAAGUCUAUCUCGACGCCGAGGGCUACUCUAGCGUGGUCGUCGAGAUCCUCGAGUACGUGCACAAAAGCAGCGAUGACGAAGCGUUGCAGUAUCAUUUCGCCGAUCUGGUUGACGGGACGGGUGAUGCUACGACGAUUGUGGAGCAAGGGCGCGCCCAGCUGAAGAGUCUGCCCAACGCCCCUCUCCUCACGCUCACCUUCAUUCAAACCCCUCCCACACCCAAUCCUAACCCCCGGCGCAAGACGCCUGAGUUCACAUACAUCCACCUUCUCCUCCUCCGUCUCAAGGAGCAGGCGACUGAUCUCAUGAUCACAAUCAACAUCCCGCAUUAUGCUGGGGAGUACCAGAAGGCGGCUGAAGAGGGUGGCCAAACGCAGCUCAUGAAGGACAGCGCGGCUUUGAAAGAGAAGGUGCUAGAGAGCUUUGAGAUCAAGGAGUGGGGGCUCUUUGAGGGUUAGAGGGAUUGAGAAGCGUUAGGGAAGGUUAAGGGUCAACGGAGAUUUACUAAAGGAAGGAGAUGAAAUGCCGAAUUCAAGUGCCAGUUCAAGUGGCUCAAUGAAAUGGGAUUAGGACUAGAUUACGAAACAUCAAGAUACAAAUAGAAGCGAUAUAAGUCUCCAUUUCAUUGAGUCACAUUUCGAAUCAACAUCACUCGAUAUGCUUAUAUAACCAUUUUACAUAUCAACGAACAACGCAUCUGCGC
Cucurbitaria berberidis CBS 394.84 is the source of this 950-nucleotide messenger RNA. RefSeq names its product Mog1p/PsbP-like protein. The record is from RefSeq and is a predicted model, not a curated record. NCBI's taxonomy places the organism in Eukaryota, Fungi, Ascomycota, Dothideomycetes, Pleosporales, Cucurbitariaceae. Gene Ontology annotation, cellular component: nucleus. Bases 145 to 705 code for a protein of 186 amino acids. The transcript has 3 exons. Gene Ontology annotation, molecular function: guanyl-nucleotide exchange factor activity; small GTPase binding. Gene Ontology annotation, biological process: protein import into nucleus.